AUGCAGUGGGCGGCGGACCCGUGGCUCCUCGGCGCCGGGCGGCAGCCGGCCGCGGCCUGGCCAGGCCAGGCGACGCCGCUGCCCGCGGGGCCGCAGCAGUGGCCCGUCGCGGCCGGCCGCCUCCCCGCGCAGUGGCCGCUGCCGCACCAGGAGGCGCCGCUGCCGGGGCUGCCCCUGCGCGUCGCCUCGCAGCCGCCCCCGCCGCGGGCCCCGCCCGCGCGCUGGCACUGGGCGGUGCCGCAGCAGCAGCCCGCCGGCCACUCCCCGCAGCCGCCGCCGCCCGCGCGCAGAGGCAGUGCCUGGUGCCGUGGCAGCGGCGCCGCGGCGAACGGCGACCAGAUGGAGGAGAUGA
This is a messenger RNA of Prorocentrum cordatum, 352 nucleotides long. NCBI's taxonomy places the organism in Eukaryota, Dinophyceae, Prorocentrales, Prorocentraceae. The record is from the annotation of a GenBank genome assembly.